GGCAGCUCAUGGCUGCUGCAUGAGGCUCUCUGUUGGGCGUAUUUUGAGAAAGCAACCAACGAUCAACGCGAUGUCAGUCAAUUUGUUGAAUUAAUGUAACGUAUCUCGCAUCCAAUUCGAUACCCACCGUAAAUGGUUGUGACAAAUAACGCUGCCUCAUGCAUACGUCAGUGUUGUUGGCGGCUUACUGUCGAAGGAGCACGCCGAAUCUCGAAACCCACGCACGUCCUGUUUCCAGUUACAGCUGGCUGGAUUAGUGCUGAAGAUGCUGAAGUUGGACUUUUUUUUUUUUUAGUUCUGAUCCAAUAUCUUUUUCUUGCCCGACACAAUCAACAUCCUUGGAAUGUUGUUCGUAAUUAGCGUUUCAUUUCGGUUUGCCUUCGCAUUUUCCAGGACAGCUCCGAAACGACAUCUCAUUUACCGGGACAAAAGGGGACAAAGGAAAGGAUGGGGACGGUUCCUCGGUUGUUUUCUCUUGUUGCAGUGUAUUCUGUCUUUCUUUUUCUAUUUUUUUUUUUUGGUUUGCUAAAUACAGAAGCGUCUCCAUUCGCUACAAUGUCGUAACUCCCGCUGUCGACGCCAGGCAAGCUGCUUUGAGGCCGCGCUGGACCAAUAAGGGGUUCCAGCCCAUCAGUAAGCCCAUUUUUUUAAUGUUAACAAAGCAAAACAAAAAAAGUAUGCAACGCGCACGCACGCACGAUGAGCAUCGUUUUGUGUGUGUGUGUGUGUGUGUGUGUGUGUGUGUGUGUUUUUCACUUCGCCAAUUUCCGCGUUAUCCUUGCUGCAAAACCGUUGAGCUCGCGAGCUGCGGAAAAUGCGUGCCUACGAGAGCCCUGUGGCGUGUGAUUGUUUGUGUGCGUGUGUGUGUGUGUGUGUGUGUGUGUAGUAAUAUGAUGUUUUGGUGUCGGCUCCGCCCUCUUAAAUACAGAGAUUUGCGCGAUUGGGCCCGGUGUAUUAGCGCACGCACUCACAAUGGAGCACACACACACACAGCCAGACAAGGUAAGGGGUGGGGGACAUGCAAGGGGAGGGUAUGGUGGUGUGUUAGGCCUUUUGGGAUUCAUCCCGCUCCCAGUUGACGCGGCGAGGGCUAGCAGGAGGAUGCUGCAACGGCGGGAGAAGGUCACGUCAUUCUGUCGCGCUAAUCCUUCGCCUCGAGUCCCGCGUCGUGAGCGAACGAGACAGCGAGUGAGAGCGAGCCCGAGCGAUGGUGAGAGCGCCUGUCUGCACGAUCUUGUUUUUUCCCUUUUUUUUUUGGUUAGAGCGACGACGGACUUAGAAAACCCCUCGUGAUCCGCUUUUCCCGCUACAUCUCGCUCACUCUCUCAUACGCGCGCACACAGCCACAGCAGACUAAAAAAGCACACCUCCUUAGCCUAGUUUUGGUGCGAGCUACGAGAUAAUUGCCGUCCCGUUUACCCGCUCGCAGCCUCUCGCCAAACCCCUGGAAGCAGCCGCGAGCGGGGCCACGAAAGGGGCAAGCGAGAUCCGAGGUUCGGCGCACACUCUCCGACGCACCUCAGCCGCUCUGUGCGUUAAACCUCGCUCUCCACCUCACUCGCUCUCUCUCUCUCUUUCUUUCCAUCAUUCACGCGCGCACGUUCUCUCACUCGCUCGCUCGCGCGCGCUCUCUCUCUCUCUCUCUUUAUCUAACGCACACGCCCAAAGGCACGGGAUAAAAUGAACACAGUCCCUGCAGUCGCUCGCACCCCGGGCGCAUAUCUCACUGCGCUAUAGCUCUGUUUCGCUCCUUUAAGGUCGUGUAGAAACGAGUAGGAACGGGCCAAGCAGGGAAAAGAAGGAAGGAGGAUGAGAGAUAGAAAGGGACAACACACACACAAUAACAAAAAAAAAAUCCAAAAAUCCUCACACAGUCGAAAUUCGUCAGUCGCCGGAUGAGCGAAAAGCGUUUUACGCUGGCAAACCUAUAAUUAGUCGAAACGUGCCCGUCGUCGGUUUCGCAUUGCCUUCUCUCUGUCCGCAGCAGCAGUACUGGCCGUUCGCUUUUUUUCUUCUGUCGCUACAUUUGUGUGUGUGUGUGUGUCCUACGAGCACGCAUACUUACGUACCUUGCUGGCGAAGAGACUAGUGAAUAUACAUAGACACACACUAACAAGCCCUUGUUCCGUCCUAGCGGGUGUGUUGCGGGUUGAAUUAUAUUGGCGUGUGUGAUUUUGUGUGUUUUUUUCUCCACUUCAACCUUGUUGUGAUACACUCAUAAGUGGAUCAUCCCAUUUCACCACUACGCGAAAGACUAAAAAAAAACAGUAAAUCGACAAAAAAAAGUGAACAUUACCGUGAUCGAUCCUCAGCCGCACCUUGGUGUACUAGGAAAAUUCGCCAAAAGAAAAAGAAACAAAACAACAACACAAAACCAUGUGCGGUGUAGCGUCUCGCUCGCUGUUCCCCGGAAUUUGGGUGGCUGUGUGAACAAAAAGGAGCCGGUCAAUGCUCGUGCGUUAAACAAAAAAAAGAAAAAAGAAAAAAUAGUGUCCCAAAAAGAACACCAGCGGCAGAAAAAGAAUGUAAACAACGAUCAACGACGCACGGGGCAAAAACGCACAAAAAAAAAGAAAAAGAUAAUCAACCUCACCCACUAUCAAACACACCCGCGUGUGCCAUCCCGUGCGACAAUGCUGUGCCUGUGCCCGUCCGUCCAUCCGUGUGUGUGUUUGUAUUAAAUGUGCGUUUAAAUGUGUUACAACCGUGAUUAGUGUCGAUCGACUACCGCAAAAGGAAGAAGGACCACUAAGAGAGAGGGAGAGAGAGAGAGUUAGAGCGGGAGCGCGUGAAUGCGGGGCAAAGUAGUACGUGCGUGCGUGUGCAAACGCCUUUUCAACGCCCUCCCCCUUAACGCACACAAACACACACACAGUGCUUCCUCCUAGCCGGAGGGAGGUGUUGAUUUUUGUUUUAGGGGCGAGAGAGAAACGAAACGCACAACCCGACGACCAAAAAAGUAAAAAUAAAAUUAAAAAAAAAAGUACACCCAUCCCUCCAAUCUCUGCGAGUGCGCGCGCGUAUGUGUGUGUGUGUGGAAAAGAGAUAGAAGAAGGACACAGGGGCACAGGAUUCUUUUUUGUAUUUUUUUUUUCGUCGCUGCUCUGGCCCAAAAAGGGUCUGGGGUUGUGCGUACGCACGAAAGCGCGUCCCGAUUGCCGAACGGCCCCGAACCAAACGCCUCGCAAGAGUGAGCGAGAAGGAGAGAGUGUGUGUCGGAGCGAGAGAGAGAGAGAGCGCGCACAAGGGCGAUCGUACACGCGGGCAAGCUGCCCGAGAGCGAGAGCGCUACUACCCGGUGCGAAAGAGAGAGCGCGCGCGAGUGAACCAGCAACAGCGAGAGCGAGAGCGAGCGCGGGCCCCGAGAGCGUGCGAUGCGAGCGCGCGGGUACCGGCAGCAGCAACUAAUGAACGCCGUUCAGUGAGGCCUUAAUAAUAGUGUUUAGAAGUGGUUAAUUUCGGCUUCAACCGCUCCGCAAGGCAGGUCACAAAAUAUCGCACCAAGCAGCAGCAGCAGCAGCAGCAGCGCCUCAUCAUCAACUUUUCGGGUCACCACCGUUUGGAGUGUUUGGAGUUGUUGGAAGAGCGAAGCAAAAAAAAAAGCCCUCCUUUCGGUGUUGUCGUCGUUGUUGCAAAUUACGUGCAAAGCAACGGCGCUUUAAAAAAAAAAUAGGUGGGCGGCAGGGGAGUAUACGUGCGUGCCUGUAUGUGCAUGUGUUUUUAUCGGUCCAUGUGUCGCCACCCCCUCAACCCGUGUGUGUGUGUUGUCGGCCGUAUGUGCAUUUGUUAGUGUUUUCCGGCGUGCUUCCGGUUCCGUGUGUCCUGUCCCGAUCCAGUCGACACCAAAGCUCCUUGUCGCGUCUGUGUGUGAGUGUGCGGUAGUGUUUUGCAGUGUGGCAACGGGCAAAUGUGUGUCAUAGGGCGCAACCGAAACUGGAGCUAAUAACCCACCAAUCAAACUAACAACCAAAACCACAAGUCGCCGCGAAGGAACUUUUGCCGCCCAAAGCAACUGGAGGAAGGGCAGUGUUACAUGUAACAUGCCGAUAAGUGUGGGCAGUAGUAGGAGUAGCAGUUUGUCAGCCCCCCGUUUAAUGUGUGCAAUUUAACGCCCCCGAAAGCGACGCGCGCACCCCAAAAACACACACACACAAACGGCCACAAAAUGAUGGCAUCACCCAGCUUCAUGACGCAGUAUCACAAUCACCAGUGGAACAACGGCACAACACAAAGUCAGUUGUCAGCCUUGAACAUCCUGCCAUAUCAGUAUCCGCCGCAGCCACCGUCGGUAAGCAGCCUCGGCUCGGUCGCGUCCGUCGGUUCGGCCGGCCUGUCGCCCACGCAGUCGAUCGCGUCCUCGAGCGGGGCGGCCAGCAACAGCAGCAGCUUCAGCGCCGUCGGUGGCCCCGCCGGCGGCCCCACCCAUCACGGGCCGGCGGCUGCGAUCGCGCUCAGCACGGCGGCGGCCGGCGGGGGCUGUGGCGCCGGCUCCUCCAACACGGCCAGCCCGGACGUGACGGUGACGACGGCGGCGGCGGCGGCGGCGGCCGCUGCGGCCGCCUCAAGUGCGGCCGCCGCCUCGUACGGCUUCGGGAUGGUGCAGCAGUCCGGUGCGCUUGAGAUGACCGCACGACCGCAAGCAAUGCACUACCCAUCGUACGCAUCGUACAGCCCGGCCAGCUACUACAACAACGUCAGCAUGGCGACCAGCCCGUGGUUCGCGCAGGAAACGAUGUACGGUACGGCGGCCGGCUGGCACGGGGCCGCGGCAGACGCGUACGGCCUCAAGCUGGAGGAGUACUCGCACCAGACGCAGGCCCAGCGCCGCUGCGCCCGCUGCACCUGCCCGAACUGCAUCAACGAGCUGUCCGGGCUGCCGCCGGUCGUCGGGCCGGACGAGAAGGGCAAGCGGCAGCACAUCUGCCACAUACCGGGGUGCGAGAAAAUCUACGGCAAGACGAGCCACCUGAAGGCGCACCUCCGGUGGCACACGGGCGAGCGGCCCUUCCAGUGCAAGUGGCUGUUCUGCGGCAAGCGGUUCACGCGCUCGGACGAACUGCAGCGCCACUUUCGCACGCACACGGGCGAGAAGCGGUUCACGUGCACGAUCUGCAGCAAGAAGUUCAUGCGCAGCGACCAUCUCGCGAAGCACGUGAAGACGCACGAGAACAAGGCGAAGAAGAUCGCCAAACGGUCGGAAAAGCUGGAGGAGGCGAAGCAGCGGCGCGAGGAAACGAAGCUAAAGUCGCUCGAAACGGCGGCGGUGGUGGUGUCGGUGGGCGCGAGGAAGCUGCCGGCGGUCAGCAGUAGUGGCAAGCUGCCGCCCGCCAAGCGGCCGAAGCUCGCCGGCGCCCGCGAGGAUACCGCCCGGCGAAGGGAGGACGACGCGACGGAGAGUGGUAGCUUGGAGCAAGGGCAGCAGCAGCAGCAGCAGCAGCAGCAGCACCAUCACCACCAUCAUCUUCACAGCAGCCAAACGUCCGCCUCGACCAUGCUGGAGGACAUCAACGCCAACAUACGCGUACCUGAGAUCAAGUCGGAGUAUGGCACGACCGGCGGUGGAGGAGGCGGGAUCGGUCUGCUCAAUGUCCUGACGCCGCCUCCGACCGGCAACUCGCCCACGUCGUCGAGUACGGCUGCGGCGGCCGCCGCGGCCGCUGCCGCUGCCGCCGCCGCCGCUGCCGCGUACCAGAACUACCACCACCAUCACCACCAUCACCAUCAUCAUGCGGUGGCGGCCGCCCACCACCAUCACCACGCGUCCUACUUCCAGAGUCCCUUCUUCCAGGCGAGCGCGGCCGAUGGUGGUGGCCCGGUUGCGCCCGGGGGGAAGAGCCACUUUGCCAGCUACGCGGACGGUGGCAGCUUUCACGGUGGUGGCGCCGGCAACAACCUCCGGUCCGCCAUGGCGUCCUCGCUGAGCUGCGACAGCAAACCGGGCGUGACGGCGGCGAGUCAGCGAAGCGCCAGAACGACCAGCAGCAGCAACAGCAACAACAACAACAACACGAGCGGUAGCAGUAGUACCAGCAGCAGCAGCAACACCAGCAGUGCCAUCGCCGAGCUCAGCAACAGCCUGGUGAAGCUGGAGGAGUACGCCAACGGGCACGGGCUGGGCGGCAGCCGGAUCGAAGGAGGGGGCGUCGCGGCGGCCACAUCCGGAACGGGCGAGAGCGACGGCAGCUCCAGCAACAACAGCAACAACAACACCCUCAACAACCACGUACUACCUCAUGGGGCGCAGCUGUACCAGUCGGCGUCCCACCACUACCAUCCUUACGCGGCAAUGAAGGCGGCCGCCGCCGGUGGAGGUGGUGGUGGUGGUGUCGGGAUGCCAUCGUCCGCCUCCUACGGAAGCAUAUCGCCGUACGAGCAGGAGGGAGGAGGUGGAGGAGGAGGCGGCAGUCAACAUCACGGAUCAUCGUCGGCCUCCACCUACAACAUGAUGAUGAGCAACUACUCCCUGCAUCAGCACCACCAGCACCAUCAACAGCAGCAGCAGCAGCAGCAACAGCAACAUCAUCUUCAUCAUCACCAGCAACAACAGCACCAGCAACACCAGCAACAGCAACUUCUCAAUCAACAGCAGCAGCAGCACCAUCAGCAUCAGCAACAGCUGCAGCAUCAGCUACAGCUCAACCUGACGUCACAGCCGGCCGGCGCUAGUGCAGGUACCACAACGAACCCUCUGUUCAAGUAAGUCUUCAAGUAGGCAGGUCUCCUUAACACACCACCAGUGAUAUCAGAGAGAGAUAGAGAGAGAAAGAGGAGGGAGUCAUAUGAGAGAGUUCUCGAAGGUUCGUUUCCUGCUGGAAGCCCUCUAGCGUUUGAGGACUAAAGAAAGAGAGUUUGAAGGUACUACUAGACCACUAGAGCUCUCCACUCUUACGCUCAGCAGAGUUGUGGCUCAGAGCUAUGUGCUACUAACAUCACACACGCCGGCUCCCUUGCUUCCUCGACCUCGAACUCGCCCUCCAGCUACUCUACCAGCUCUAGUUAACGCGUGUGCCCUCUCAGGGACUUGCCAAUGAAUGUUCAAUUUUCCACAAAACUUAAUUCUCCCAAAGCGCGCGCGCAGACACUUACGUUGGCGCUUACUAACGCACAAACACUGCUCCAAAGUCGCUGGCCGAGCUUCAAAUCAAGAAGAUAGCAGACAACAACAGCAAACACUCCUUUCCACACAACAAGUGUUCGAUACAAAUAAUUUUGUUCCCAAAACAAUAGAAUAAAUGCACUCACACACACACACAAACUGCUUUGAAUGCUUGCGCUCCUCGAGAAGUCUUCGAAAGUCCAGGCAGCGAGUCUGCAACUGCCAUCCAUGAUGGUGUUCGUGUGUACGUGUGUGUGUGUGUGUGUGUGGGAGGGCAAGUGUGAAAUGAAUUGUAAAUAAAAUCCUGUACAGAGAAGAACUUGCGACGUUUUUUUAGAGUGUUAAGUGAAAAAAAAACAACAAGAAAAAUCUCUUGAACGCGCUCUUUUAGCGAAACGAAAGUCGUGGGAAGAAAGAAAGGGCUCUUUCUCUCAUUAGUGGUGGCAAGGUUUAAGGGUCUAAAAGAUGCGAUAAAAUCUCAGUGCAAAUUUAUUAUGUUUUUCGUGUUCCAAUCAGCAAACGCGUGUGUGUACAGUAGGUCGAAAAGUUUGUAAUGUUCGUACAGAAUUAAAAGUAAAUCGUGUGCGUGUGUGUAUGUGUGUGUGUGUGUGUGUGUGGGAGGUGAUAGGCAGAAGGAAUGUUUAUGUAAAAAGGGCAGGGCAGAGCUACUCUAACCUAAUACGCCUCAGAUAUUCUGACGGUUUUGUUUUCCAAAGAAAUAGUGACGUUGAGGCAAAAGGGUCCGGUGCGCAAACUAAAACAAAACAAACGAGCAGCAAGAUCGAUGCAUUAGAGCCACACACACACCCACACACACACACACACGCUGUAAGACAGAGAGCGAGAGAUGGUCCUUUCAGUUAUAAUUAAUAAAAAAAUCAUGUUGUACAGAGAAAAAGGAGGAAGCCUAGUAAUAAGAGAAAGCCGAAUUCGAACACACAAAACGGUUAUAUUUAGACGGCAAACAAACAAAAAACGGGGUGAAUUACUUUAAAGUUUAUCUUAUACAUAUAGACUAUAUACAUAUAUUUAUGGAAUCACUUCCUCCAAAACCAACAACAAAAAACCCCUUCCUCAAUCCCCUACCCCCAUCGUCCCUUAGAGAACAAACGGUGAAAGUGCGCGCGCGAACAAACGUAAACACUGGAGUUUGCAAAUAAAAACACGCAACAAAACCUCGUCACCUUACCCGGGAGUGAUUAUAUUCUCAAUGAUGAAAAAUAAUAAAAAUUACAAUUUAAUUUAAAAAAAAAACAUGAAAGCAAAUUACAUAAAAAAACACUGUGUAAACAUUUUGGUGGUGGUGGUGGUGGUGUGCGAAAACGUCCGAAAUGAGCCUUAAAAAUGACACUCUGUGUGGUUCUGCCGGAAGAUGGGACCGAUUUAAUGGAUUGGUUUGCUUUGCGGGACAGUUAAUGGGGCACUAUCAGUGUCAAGGAUUUGAUUCGUAUUUGUUUCCUACUUUUGUGUUUUCUGUUUUCUGUUUUCCUUUGCCGUUCAAAGUGCUCCAGUGUCUCUUCUAAAGCAUGGUUCAUUUAUAAAUAAGCGGACUUUGUUUCAAUUAUAGCGGUUUAUGUUUGCCCAAGUCGACUGUUGCGCGAGUGAUUUAAAAGUGUAAAGAAACACAGACGACUGGUAAGGUGCAAACUAAGCGACGGAGUGGAACCGUGAAUCAUAAGCUGCAAUUGAGAGUCGUUCGGAAACUCAAGGCUCAUCCAAGCAUCUCGGACUACGAUGAGGCCAAAAAUCUUAACGCCGACCGCUCUACUGUACGGCGAAUCCGACUCCGAGAAGGGUUUAAGUGUUUUCGAGCCAGUAAACAUCCAAAGCGAAACUUGAAACAACAAACAGUGGCCAGAACCCGGACUCGGAAGCUGUACGAUCAAGUGCCUGACCAAACCGCAUGGUUGCAUUUUGAUGGUUGAUGAAACCUGCGUGAAAGCCUAUUUAAAACAAAUCCCCGGGGGUAAAAUUGUACAAAGCCAAUGCUCGCGGCAAAAUACCAAGAGGUUUAAAUUUGUUUUCGCCGAUAAACUCGCUAAGAAAUUUAUGAUUUGGCAAGGAAUCUGCUCAUCUGGUGGCAAAAAAACC
Messenger RNA from Anopheles coluzzii, 9187 nucleotides. Its product is annotated as transcription factor btd. NCBI's taxonomy places the organism in Eukaryota, Metazoa, Arthropoda, Insecta, Diptera, Culicidae. The coding region runs from base 4166 to 6700 and encodes 844 amino acids. Gene Ontology annotation, molecular function: DNA-binding transcription factor activity, RNA polymerase II-specific; RNA polymerase II cis-regulatory region sequence-specific DNA binding. Gene Ontology annotation, biological process: regulation of transcription by RNA polymerase II. The record is from RefSeq and is a predicted model, not a curated record. The transcript is spliced from 3 exons.